Messenger RNA from Carica papaya (papaya), 1971 nucleotides. NCBI's taxonomy places the organism in Eukaryota, Viridiplantae, Streptophyta, Magnoliopsida, Brassicales, Caricaceae. The record is from RefSeq and is a predicted model, not a curated record.
AUUACUGAGAAAGAAAUGUUAGAGACGCCUAAUGCAUUGAUUUGGGUUUGUAGAUUGCGCCACAGGGGUCCUGAUUGGAGUGGUUUGCAUUGUCAUGAGGAUUGCUACCUUGCUCACCAACGUCUGGCUAUAGUAGAUCCGACUUCAGGGGAUCAGCCACUCUACAAUGAAGAUAAAACAAUAAUCGUCACGGUUAACGGGGAGAUAUAUAACCAUAAGCAGUUGAGAGAAAAGUUGAAGUCCCAUCAGUUCCGAACUGGAAGCGACUGUGAAGUGAUUGCUCAUCUCUAUGAAGAAUAUGGAGAAGAGUUUGUUGACAUGUUGGAUGGCAUGUUUUCAUUUGUCCUUCUUGAUACUCGUGACAAAAGCUUUAUUGCAGCCAGGGAUGCUAUUGGUAUCACCCCACUUUAUCUAGGCUGGGGUCUUGAUGGGUCGGUUUGGUUUGCUUCUGAAAUGAAAGCUUUGAGUGAUGAUUGUGAGCGAUUCAUGUCCUUCCUCCCAGGGCACAUAUAUUCAAGCAAACAAGGAGAUCUCAGAAGAUGGUAUAACCCACCAUGGUACUCGGAGCGGAUACCUUCUGCUCCAUAUGAUCCCAAACUUCUAAGGGAGGCCUUUGAGAAGGCUGUGUUGAAGAGACUAAUGACAGAUGUUCCAUUUGGUGUACUUUUGUCUGGAGGACUGGACUCUUCACUUGUUGCUGCUGUAGCAUCACGCCAUAUGACUCAAUCAGAAACUGCUCGCCAGUGGGGUUCACAAUUGCACACAUUUUGUAUUGGUCUGAAGGGUUCCCCAGAUCUAAAAGCUGCCAGAGAGGUAGCAGAUCAUAUUGGGACUCGUCACCAUGAGUUUCACUUCACUGUCCAGGAAGGCAUAGAUGCUCUGGAGGAAGUCAUUUACCAUAUUGAAACAUAUGAUGUAACCAGCAUUAGAGCCAGCACUCCUAUGUUUCUUAUGUCUCGGAAAAUCAAAUCUUUAGGAGUAAAAAUGGUUCUUUCAGGAGAAGGUUCUGAUGAAAUUUUUGGAGGUUAUUUGUAUUUCCACAAGGCACCUAACAAAAAGGAGCUUCAUGAAGAAACAUGUCGAAAGAUAAAGGCUCUUCACCUUUAUGAUUGCCUAAGGGCUAACAAGGCAACUUCAGCAUGGGGUGUUGAGGCUCGUGUUCCCUUUUUGGAUAAAGAAUUUAUCAAUCUAGCAAUGAGCAUUGAUCCAGAGUGGAAAAUGGUGAGGCCUGAUCUUGGAAGAAUUGAGAAGUGGGUAUUACGCAAUGCAUUUGAUGAUGAUGAAAAGCCGUAUCUGCCUAAGCAUAUCUUAUACAGGCAGAAAGAACAAUUUAGUGAUGGAGUUGGAUACAGUUGGAUUGAUGGUUUGAGGGAUCACGCAAACAAACAAGUUACGGAUACAAUGCUGAUGAAUGCAAGCUGCAUUUACCCUGAAAAUACUCCUACCACAAAAGAGGGAUACUAUUAUAGAGCUAUUUUCGAAAAGUUUUUCCCUAAGAGUGCUGCAAGGUUAACAGUUCCAGGAGGUCCAAGUGUAGCGUGCAGUACUGCAAAAGCAGUGGAGUGGGAUGCGGCUUGGUCAAAAAAUCUUGACCCAUCUGGCCGUGCUGCUCUUGGCAUUCAUGCAGCUUCUUAUGAGGAAUCAACAGAUGUUAAGACUGCCAAUCUUGUGGAUGGUCCUUCUAAGAAACUACAAAGUCUUGCCGUUAAGACUGCCACUGUUGUCUGAGAACUUCAAGAGUCUGGUGGCUUUUUCCUUGCAGUUAAGAUUUCUGAUUCUUAACUAAGUAGGAGCAAAAAAAAUCUAUCUCCAAGGAAUUGAAGGUAGGAAGGUAGGAGCAAAAUGAGUUUGGACAUGAGAAUUAUUAUCUACUUUUACAGAUUGGAGAGUGUUAGAAGAUUAAAAAAAAAAAAAGAAAGAUUUGGAAUUAGAUGAAAUUGAUUCCGGUCAACGUUGAGGGAAUUAUUGACU